AUGCCAGGAGAUCCAGGAAAGAAGCGAGAAACCGUGCUCUUUUCCCCGGGCGGUAAGGAAGUCCAAUUAAGAACCGAGUUUUACUUUAUUCGAAACCGAGUAGUCAGGAGCAACUAUGUCCUCGAGAAGGCUGAGAGAGAUGUUGAGUUUGUCAAGGCCGACAUCGCCGCCCUGAACCGCUACUACGAAGAGUCGGACGCUCUGGCGAAACGGUAA
Molecule: messenger RNA, 216 nt
Organism: Parascedosporium putredinis
Lineage: Eukaryota; Fungi; Ascomycota; Sordariomycetes; Microascales; Microascaceae
Source: the annotation of a GenBank genome assembly